AUUUAUUAUUUGAUUAAAUUAGUUGCAUGUCCCGAAAAUACACAUAUUCAGGGUUAUUUUACCGAAGCAGCUAUAAAGUGUUUAACGGUCGUCUGGCGACCUAAACAGAGCCUAUAUAAGUGAGGCUGACGCCCCCCCCCCCCUCCCGUUUCACUUGGAUCCACCACCAGUUGGUAGACGGCUAAUUAAGCAAAUUAAACGCUCUCGCGCAUCGCGGAAAGUGGCGUCUUUGCCGAUGUUUCCCUCGUCUGGUCUCUUUGCUGACAUAGACUGUCCUCUCUCGAGACGUGGGCUCUGUGAGCGGCCUCACUGUUCGUACAAACAUGCCACACAAGUGCGGGAUGAUGUGUUUGGUGCUUCGUGCGAAUCGGCGAUAGUCCACUCAGCAGGAGACCAAAAUGGCUUCCCAGCUUUUGUCUGUCGAGCACCAGUGAGUGAUGAGACCGGAGAUGACUGCUUCCAGGAGCUGGACCGGAUUAACAAGGAGAUUGAAACUGUAAGGCACGAGGUGGAGCAGGAGCAAAGGCGACUGUCACGCUACCAGACCAUACAGGCAGACAGCAGAAACACUGUGCCUAAUUUUUGCGUUUCCAAGUCUGAGACUGCAGGUAAACUAGUGGACGGAGGUUCGUAUGGACUGUCUUCACGCACAGACUUCACUAAGGCAUACUCCCGAGCAAGGAAGUACGUGGUUGACAACUCAAAACCAAGGACUGAUUUGGAGUAUGACCCCCUGUCCAAUUUUUCUGCAGACUUGCGGUCUUACAGCUCAUCAGGUAAGGAGCAGAAAGUGAAAAAUGGACAAGGUUUGAAAAGGGAAAGAGACGCUGUACCUUUUGACCAAAAGAAGCCAGUCGCUCAUGCUCGGCUUCCCCAAUCGCCAUCUCCAGAGCCACUUGAUGACUCUAAUGAAGACAGCGUCCUGAUUAUUGACAUUCCUCCCACACCUGAGAAAAAAAGAGGUCGAACUCAGAAACUUGUUGACUGUGUUGCUGGCACAUCCCAGGGUACAAUAGAAGAAUUGAAGGAGGUCAAAACACUGCCUGUUUUACUUGAUUCUCCACUGCUGUGCCUUGCAAACACUGAGGUGUGCAAUGACACAUCUCCAUGUGCGUCAAGGGUAGACGCGAAUAAAGUUUCUAAUCAUUGUGGUGAUGAAAACAGUCAAUAUCUGUCUACGCUUUAUGAGAACAAAGGAGGUGAAAAUAUACCCGUGGAUGGGAGUGUAGUUGACGUAACUGGAUGUUUAGAAGAUCUGGGAAGUGAAUGUCAGAAAAUUACUUGUUUUCAGGCUGCUGCAACAGAGGUGGAGAACAGUCCUGAAACUGCAAGUCCUCCUGCCUCCUCAGACCAGCAAGAUCGGAGCUGGAACAAUCCAGGGGUGGAAGCGGAAGAAAACCAGUUUCGGGUUGAAUUGCCUCAGAGUGAGCUGUUCAGUAUUGUUGAGAAAAUGAAUCCAUUUCAGCCACGUAAUUUUCCAUCGAAGACUUCAAGUUUUUAUAAAGCUCCAGCUUCAAACUCAGACUCGCCAUGCAGGCAACACACCAAGCAAGCACAGACAACAGACCAGCCAGCUCAGAACAGAGCUCAUAACCACUGGUCUCCCAAGCAAAGUGUACCAUCAUUGGCGUCAGGCGGCCAGAAAAUGUCGAGCAAAAUGCCAGGGCACAUGCAGGGUGGAGCUAUCAGUAACCAGACCUCAUCUGUAAGAUACCAGGAAAAAGCAGAACCAGCUUCAUCCAAAAACCAGUUUCAAACUCUUUGCCCUUCAUCCACAUCUGUCAACUCAUAUUUGACUGACAGAGUUGAAUCACCAUCUGAAGCCACCGAGCAGCAUUUGGACAAGGCAGAUAAUGAAGAGGUCAUAGUCAUCAUCUCCAGCUCCGAGGAGGAGGAGGAAGAGCUCAACUAUUCAGACGUGGAACUGUCAGAUAGUGACCCAAUGGAAGAAUGCUACAGGAUCUUCAUGGAGGCAAAUGAGAAUAAGGGAAAUGAAGAGCAAACCGGCUUGUCUGUUGGAGUCAUGGACGUGGAGAAGCCGGAGUUAGACGUCACACCCCAAGCGCUUCCAGGAAAGAAGAGGGUGGCUCAUGAAGCCAAACAUACAGAGCAGCCAGCGGCAAAGAGCAGACCUCAGCCCCAGGUUUUGGUCCCCCUGCGUGGGGCAGCAGCUUCAGGAUUUGGCUCACAGUCCUCCAUCCCUCCCAAGAUCCAGCAGGUACAGCAGAGAGCCUCCAUGCUGACUGCUUCAGUAAAAGGGGGUCAGGCUUUUGUUUCCUCCACCUGUCAGAGGCAGCCAGAGACCCAGACUACUGCUUGUCCUCCCACUCAGACCUCUGCAAACACACAACCUGCUCCUGUGCAAAAUGCUUACAUGAACUACCUACCUUUGGGAACUGCUGUGAUUGAAGUAGGCCACAACUUGCACUUGAUCCUCCCAGAGGGCACGUUCCCUCUUCCUGUUACUUCAAGUUCCGGCCCAGUUACUUCAAUGCUGACCCCAGUCAGUCAAAUGCAUACCUCCAGCACUGUCGGUGUGAAACAAACAUACCAUCAAGCUGCACUCACCCCUGUGCAAAGAUAUCGCACAACAGCACCUGUGCUCAUUCCUGCUCCGACGCGGAAACCUUCACUGACGUCUGCUUCGGCACAUUCGAGUCCGGCUGCCUCCACUACUCCUCAACCUGCUUUUCAUGCUGCUGCUGCCAAGUCAGUGCCUACUAAACGUAAAGCUAAGCAGCAGUACGAGACUGCCAAAGACAAAGUGCCGCAUGAUGUCCGACAGCGUUAUGUCAACAUGUUCACAGAGGAGUUCCUUAAAACAACAGCCAAUGUCAAUGCUGCCUUUGAAAAGGCAGUUGCUGAAGAGAGGACUGUGUACAAUCGUAGUGUAAACAAACUCAAAUAUCUGAGUGUUGCAGUGAAUUCACUGAAGAGGCUCAAGAACCAAAGUGCUGUUUCAGCUAAAGAUGAAAAUGAAGUCAACGUCCGAAGAUCAAAAGGAAACAUACCACUUAACUUGAAGAAGUUGAAAGGAGGCGCAGAUGAUAUGGCAUUGUAUGAGAGUUUGAAGGAUUAUCUUUUGACUGAGGAAAGGCUGAUUGAGAGCAACUAUCCUGUUCAGCACCCAGAAAAACCUGGUUCUGCUGCUCUUUUUGCCGACAAUAAGAAAGGGAACACAGACCCCCUCAAGAGGAUCUGUUGCCGAUGUGGGGCUACAUACUCUGUGAGCCAAACAGGCAAACACAUUCGCAAGGAGGAGUGCAACUACCAUUAUGGGAAAGGAGUUGAAAAUAGAGUGCCAGGUGGUGUGGAGACCCGCUACAGUUGCUGUCAAGGAGUCAUGGGAGCACCUGGAUGUCAAGUGUUUAAGUUGCAUGUCCACGAUUCCCUCAGCCUGGAUGGGUUUGUGUCUACCAUCCCCAGACAUCCCUCAGAUACGAGUUGUCCGGGGGUCUACUCCUUGGAUUGUGAAACGUGUUAUACUGUUCAUGGUCUGGAACUGUCCAGAGUGACGAUGGUCAACUCCAGUCUGCAAAUCAUCUACGACACCUUCGUCAGACCCGAUAACGAGGUCAUCGAUUAUAACACCAGGUUUUCGGGCAUCAGUGAGGAAGAUGUGAAGGGUAACAACACUUCUGUCAGAGAGGUGCAGGAGACCUUAUUGAGCUUCAUUAGCGCCGACACCGUUCUGAUUGGACACAGCCUUGAAACAGACCUCUGUGCCCUGAAGUUGCUCCAUGGGAGGGUGGUGGACACAUCAGUGGUUUUCCCCCACCGUCUGGGCCCCCCUCACAAGCUGACCCUCAACAACCUCACUGCUGAAUACCUCCGGAGGAUCAUCCAAGAGAGUGUUUGUGGCCACGACACUGCAGAGGAUGCUGCUGCCUGCAUGGAGCUCAUGUUAUGGAAGGUCAAAGAAGAUGGAAAACUGAAAAAAUGAUGGAAAUAAAACUU
Messenger RNA from Xiphias gladius (swordfish), 3957 nucleotides. RefSeq lists its product as uncharacterized. The coding region runs from base 236 to 3943 and encodes 1235 amino acids. Gene Ontology annotation, cellular component: nucleus. Lineage: Eukaryota; Metazoa; Chordata; Actinopteri; Istiophoriformes; Xiphiidae. The record is from RefSeq and is a predicted model, not a curated record. Gene Ontology annotation, molecular function: exonuclease activity; nucleic acid binding. The transcript is spliced from 16 exons.